This is a messenger RNA of Pogonomyrmex barbatus (red harvester ant), 6633 nucleotides long. RefSeq lists its product as uncharacterized. Gene Ontology annotation, cellular component: cytoplasm. NCBI's taxonomy places the organism in Eukaryota, Metazoa, Arthropoda, Insecta, Hymenoptera, Formicidae. The record is from RefSeq and is a predicted model, not a curated record.
UCGUUAUCAUUGUUCUGAUAAUAAUACAGACAAUUGGCCUCAAAUAAUCGGACAAAUAAUUAGAUAGUUUCAUUUAUCUGGGUUGUCUUACAAAUCAUCAUAAGUUGGUUAUAAAAUAUCGAAAACAUUUUUUGUAAAAUAAAUAACAGAUCUUAUUUUUGGAAUAUAAUCAAGAAAUUCACAAACAUUUGAUUAAGAACUUAAUCGCACAAAAAUAAUCAUUUCGCUUUAAAAUUACCAUUGGCUGUGAUAAAAAAUUGAGAAUGGCUAUCAAUGACUGAGAAUCACUGCAAUCUGUCGCCGAUAUGUUGAUGUGUCAUUGAUAAAUACAUAUGUACCUGUAACUUGCGUGUUAUCAGCGUUAACACGCAACUCGCUCACAAUCGAGUCUUCGUCGAAGGCUCCGUUUCUCUGCUCUCGCCAGUUUAUGGCCAGUUCUCUCGUCCAUUCUCUCUCUCUCUCCUCAUUAUUCCCUACUCUCGUCUCGCUCUUUCUCGCACGUUCCUGGUCCCCCCCCAGCAAUUCUCUCUUUCUCAUACUCUACGUACAUUAUACGAACAACUCGUCAGUCAGUACAGAGACAUCGUUGCCGGCGCCUCGUCCAUCUCACUCCCUCCUCUCCUUCUUCCUUUCUCUUUCUCUCUCUCUGUCUCCUUUCCCUAUCCGUUCAACCUCCACCUUCUCUUUAAUCUCUCGUUUAGUUUUCCUUUUCUCGUUAACCGCACCCCGCCUUAUCACCUUUCCCAGGGCCAGCGCUUGUUUCGGAGUUUUAUUUGAACGUUUUUAUCCGCGCGCGGAUUUUCGCUUCGUUCGAAAUACUUCUUUAUUUUGUGUGCGAGAAGAAAAUACCAAGUAUCGCGUUCGUUAACGAUUAAAAUUCGUUAACAAUGCGACGGUGACGGUGACAGUGUCCGAGGUGUGACAACGAUAAAAACUUCUCCCUUUCCUCCACGUUUGCGAUAACGUUAAUCCGUGCAUCAAGAAUACGGUUUCUCGUUCAGUAAAUUCGUCUCGAAACACAUGCGUCCUUAGAAGGCGAGCGUUGUACAACAAACCAGCAUGGAAUCGAAGGAGGGAGUCUUCGAUAGCGAUAUCUCGGAAACGGAUGUGCAGCAUAAUCGGGAUUCGUUUAAGAGUGACGGGAAGGAAGCGAAUGCAGAAAACGUGCGGGUUCUGUCGGUCGAUAAAGUUACUGUCGAAAAAAUUGUCCUCGAGUCUUCGAACGGAUCGCGAGAAGUAUUGCUGACGAAGAACGAGACUUCGAGAAAAUUGUCUCUGAGUUCGGAGACGAAAUCGAACGUUGUCAAAUGUGUGAAAGACGAGCGGCAAAAAUCAACGUGUAACGAUAGAUUUCGGGUAUCGAUACCGGAAGACGCGUUUACAAAAUCGAAAAAUAUCGCGUCGGCCAGCCAGUCGAAGCUUCCCGUUCCGAAGAGUCGGAAGAACAACGGCGUGACAAAUAUUUCACGCGAAGAAAACAGGAUCAAACCAAUUAAAUUUGUUAAAAGCCCAUCUGUCGGUAGCGCUGUUACCGAAGGUUCGAAUACGGCGAAUGCGAUCGUGAAGAAAAGCACGGUGCCUCCGAAGAUACCGGAAAAAUCUCUAACUAAUAACAAGCAUAAUUCAUCGUUGGUAGCGGCUUUGAACUCUUCCACGAAAAUAGAAUCCUCGGAAGAUUUAUCGUCGAAGGAGGAAAAAGUUGUUGACAGGAUAGCGGCUGAGGUUAAGCAAGCGCAAACUGAACAAGAAGUCGUUUUCGAGACGGAAAAUACUACGGACGAUAAGAAAGGCGAUAUAAGCUCCGCCGAAAUUGAGAGACGCAGUGAGACAUUUGAAUCUAUCUCAAAGGUAAACCGCAAACGUGAAUCGGACGAGAUCGAGAAGCAAGACGACGAUGUUGAGAGUCGCGGAGGAAACGCGGGACUUGACAGAGACGUGCAGGAUCGCCUGGAGAAAAGUCAGGCGACUAUCGAGGAUCUUCAAAAGAAUCUGAGCACCAAGAUUCAUGCCAGCACCGCGCAAAGCUACAAGGAGAAACUAUUGGGUCUUCAGGCGAAUUAUGCUUUAAAGCCGGCUGCCGCGGAGUCGAAUUGCAGUGAGAGAUUAAGUUCCGGAUUCGACAAGGAUUUUCUCGAGAGGCAUAACCUGGAUAGACGGUUGAAAAUUGAGGAGAGGAGAGUGUUGGAAACCGAUCUCGAUUACACGUCCGAAAACGAGAGAGCCAGCGAGACUGAUGAGCGACCAUCCAGGAGGAUCGACGUCAAGCGAAAGUACAGCGAGAAGGUGACGGAAGUGGAGAAGAGGUGGUCCGGGGAAUUUCUGGAUAAUCGCUUACAACGGAACUCCUCGGAAUCUUCCAAGUCGUCUUACAUCGAAGAAUUCGGCAGCGUGUCUUCGCGCGAGAGUAUCGUCGAGGAUCGCGACGCCCGGGUGCUCUUUGACCGGAAGCAUCCGGAAGCGAAGUUCACGGAGAGGCAAGCAUCGAUCGAUGAAUCGAAGAGACAAACUUCGGAGGAGAUUCUUGAGAAUAGUACGGUGAGCACUGUCGAUUCCGACUCGUGUCUCGAGGAUAGAAUCAAGGCAGUCGACGAGGACAUCGCCCAGGUGACGAACGAAAUACAGACGGAUGAUAAUGACGAUAUUGACGGAUCCGAUCAAGUUUAUCGCGACGAAAAGGACGGAGAUUGCGUUCGGUGGAGUGAAAAAGUAGAGAGAGCCGACAUAAUUCUCACGACGACGGCGAUAGUUCACGGAGAUCUAAGUUCGAGGGAAGAAAAUAUCGAAAGCAACGCAACUGGCGAUCCGAAUUCGCGCGAAGUGGCUACUAACCGUAAAAAGAAUAUCGAAGAAGCAAGAAGUGAGAUACUUCUUACUAAUAGAAAGAAUCUUUCAACUGAAAGGAGGAAUGAUAAAACUUUCGAUUCUUUUACGAUAGUUAAUUCGAAGGAAUCUAUCGAUCCGACGACUUUUGUUGUUCGAAGUCAUCGCGGCGUGGACGGUUACGCAAAUCUUAUAAAAGAAUUUGCGAUGGAGGCGGGAUCGUCCAAGGUGAAGAAGGAGGAGAAGCAGAAGAAGAAGCUCGGCUUUCGCCGUCUCUUGCCAGCUAUAUUCUCUCCGAAGGAUUCUCGAAAAGAUUAUAAGAAGAAGGAGCAGAAAGAGCGAAGGAAAUACGACGAGCGGCACUUCGCUCGUUAUCAGCAAAAUGGAAACUACACGAGAUCGCCGGACACGAUGAACCUGAACGAGGAUAUCAAGAGAAACGUCAAGCUGGACAACAGUUUAAACGGCUCCAUCAUCGAGGAGAGAUUGGACGAGAUUAAGCGCGAAUUGUUUCCCGAGCAGGGGCCGAUCACCAGUACGCCCGAUCAUUUCUUGCAGACGGAUGAUACACGGCUUCUUCGCGACAGAACCAGGAAUCAAAGGUCAUAUACCGCCAACUCCAGUCUCAGCUCGAUUGCGCCGGACGAAAGAUGGCUGGAGCGAAGCGGACAGUUCGGCAUCUCGCCUGACAUUAGGAAGUACGAGCAAAGACAGAGACGCGAAGAGCAAGACAGCCAGCGAUACGGUCAUCUGGAGCGUAAACACAGUCUGCAAGAACCGAAUCACAGCGGACGUGGUCUCUUCCAGAAGAAUCAUGCUGCUUCCGGUCGAAUCUCGGCGCCGCCUAGCGAGCGAUAUUUCACACGGUCGCGAGCUAUUCAUCCCGUCGACAGGCCGCUGCCCGAGAUCCCGCAGUCGCGAAUCGAGCUGUCGAAUUACGAGAAUUACCAGGACGGGAUUGAUCAGAUGUGCGACAAUCUCAGCGGUUUGGAUGUUGCCGAUAACGUGAAUUAUCGGAAUCAAUCCGAGCUUUAUCAGAACGAUAGGAAUCUCGAGUCGGGUCUGAUCCACAACCCACCGCAAUCGGUUCCCGCGCAAGUUAAAAUCACUCGACAACCGAUUGUAAAUCAAAGCCAGAGGGCGCCAUUGAUCGGGAGAAGUUCGAAGUAUCCGUCGUCCGGUUCCAGUCAGAAGUCCGGCGAUUCGAGUUGCACGCCUAACUCGAGUCAAAAGAGCGAAUUCUCGCCCACCAGCUCGAAGAGUGGCGAGUACUAUUUAAACUCGCCUCGUAGCAGCACUCGAACUUCGCCUAUCGACAGGCAGGUCUUCGAAGAUGCGCGUGAAAGGGUUUACGAGAAUGAAGGUCAGGUACCUUCUCAACCGUCUGAUAACUAUAUUCAAGAACACGUUUAUGAUGAAACUCCGUCGUGUCGCGAGGAACAUUUUCCGAGUACGGAAGCAACGAAUCAUAUAGCAGAAAAUUUGGAAAAGAAAGAAGACGAUCUAGUUUUUCAACAGAAAUGUUUACCGAGUCAGCAAUCGCCUUCAAAAAAUUGUUCCUUCCAAUGUUGCGAAGAUAAUGAAGGUGCACGAACAGAGUCGAGGCGAGAGACCGAGAAAUUGCGGGAUGAUUGUUUGAAAAAUUACGAGAAUGCUAAUACAAAUAUGAAGAACGAUUCGUGCAAUCAAGUCGAAAGAACGUCCAUUCAGAGUGUAUCACCGUCGAAAACUGGCAUGACAAUAGCGACAUCUCCAUCGACGGGAUCUCGAGCCAGGAGGUCGCAGCCCGAUGAUCAAAUCCUGAUAGCUUCGCCCAAGCGAGAGACCAUCUGCCAAUCUCGAGUUCCUCGACCAUCGAACGAGGCCAGGUUCUGCGACACGGAAUCACCCGUUCCCAUAGUUGAUUCGCGCGAGGGUAUUUCUGGCAUCGUUCCAAUCGAAGUGCGAGAUCAGUAUGGCAGCCAGAAUUCUCCCAUCACAGGAACGGGGAGAUCCAAACAAAGAACUGCAUUGUCCUGCGGUUUUCCGAAAGGCAUCUCGCGUCCCGAACCAAUUUACGGACAUCGCGGACAGCCGAGUUCGUCUCGUAACAACACGAUAGCUUCGGAGAUAAAGCAGGGAUGCGAGAACGAACAGUUGUCGCCACGCGGUCCAUACAGUCCGAAUGAAUCAGGUUGCGACAUCGACGGGAGAAUAGCUCGAACUCGGAAUUCGACGUCGCAGAGUCCGCAGUCGUGCGUCACGGAGACUAAACAAUUGUUUAAUGAACCAGAGAGAAGAGUAGCACGAUCCCCGAUACGAGAACCGUCGAACGUGGCUCAAGAUAUCCAUCAACAACGACGACACGACGCCGCUCAGCAACAACGAACUUCGUUUACAACGGAAGGUCAGCAGUCGUCGCUGAUUGCGAACCAGGACAAGAUGUACGUAAGCGCGAGUUCGCUUCAGCGCGAGCCGAUUUACGCGCAACGUCAACGACAGCAACCGCAGCAACAACUACAUCAACCGCAGCAACAACCGCGACAAGGCCAAGAGGCGUACGUUCCACGAGUCGCCGACGCGACGUGUGGUCAGCAAAGUCAUCCGCCUUGCGGUCUAUUGUCGCCCUCGAAACAAGAGACCAGGCAACAUUUGGAAGCAUUUUAUUGGCAACAAAAGGCUCUGGAGGCGCACCGGAAAUCGGCCAUCUCGUCUGCGAAUGCCGGUCCAAGACAGAUCGCGCCGAGGAUCGAUCUGCCGGAAAUGAGAGAGGCGGUGUACUGGCAGCACUUGAAGAAACUGGAUGCGGAGCUGCAACGACGAAUUUACGAGCAAAACCUAAUGGAGGACGGGCUGUAUGAAACGUACCAGAAGAUCGGAAGUCCUAUGAUGUCGACCACGUUACCGAUUCAAGCGUUCAGUUCUACGGCGUUUGGCUCUGUCAUUCACGGGGACGGAUCUUAUUGGGGCAACGUGCAGCAGCAACGUCCCAAGAUAAGCCCGACUGGAAAGCCGCCGUUGAUGCAACCUCAAAAGGGUCAGAAUCAACCGGUAUUGAUAGUCCGGCCGCAGCAGGCCCUGCGGGAUCGUCAAGAAAUGUCGAUAAAGCCCAUAAGCCCGCGCGAUCCUACGGGAUGCGACUCGCAAAGAUCGAAGAGCGCCUCCCCGCAUUUCCACAGAGGAGAAAUUGAGCGUACCAGUUUCCACGUGACCUGCAGAAAACCAGUUCAGGAUAGGAGAAACGGCGCGACUUCACCGACAAGAAAGUCGGAAGUCGGCGGAGUUCACGAGGAAGACGGCAACGACGGCGAGGUCAGACCUCGGCCGCAUCCUAUAUUUAAGAGAGGAAGCUUGGUAGGGGGAGACUCGGUGGAGUACGGAAGUACAGGCCCCAAGAGGGUGAGCUUCUCCAAUCAACCGAACGCCGGGCCGGAUUUAGCGACAGGCAGCUGGCCGACCAAGCAUGGCACGGCACCCGAACCGCCCACCAGGCGACACAAAAGCGAGGACAGCGCGUCGGAUACCGACUCGGUGUUUUUGCAUCAAGAUCGACACGACGGAAUUCAGAACGUUUCCUACGUCACUCGUAACGCAGAUCCGUCCUCGAGAUGCCGCUCGGAUGGCAGUUGCUCGGAGCAGGAAUACGACGCGAACAGACCUUUGCCCCCUGUCCCCAAGGACUCCUUGAUAAUCUCUCGUCGUGGACACAGUGCCAGGAAUUAUGUCUGCAACGACGCCCGAUGGAACAACGAGGAGCAGCGUCGGCGAAGGCAGAGUGAAUUUACGCACGAUAAUCCAACCAACAAAUUGUACGACAUAAAACAUAUUGACUAA